AUGGCGUAUGCCUCGGUCGCCCAGGCUGAGCAUGAAGCCGUAUAUCGCGAGACCGCAGCUGCUGACGCCGUUCAUCAUCCACAUUCCUCCUACUCACCUACCCGCUCUCCAAUCCUUCCGGAAAUCUCGAGUCCACCGUUGUCCCUGCCACUGUUCGACCAAUUCUCCCGAGAUGGCGAUCUUUCGGUCCUCUCGCAGGCGGGACCAAGUUCCGUAGGCGUGGGGCCUCUUCUUAAGUCGCUGUCUUCCUCGCAGUCGUACCAGAUGGUGGAAGAGGACGACUACGAGGAGCCUAUGCCCAGAUAUCCAGAACCUGUCGUACCGCGAUCGAGGAUGGACGGUCUGCCUUCCGCACAGGACACAUCCGCAUUCCAGAAAGAAGAUCCUCCAAUCAGGACAGCCUCAAUCAGCCGUCACCUGCCCUUGAACCACCCGACCCCAGAUUUGCAGUCGCUGCAAGGGGCGUUGGUCAAAAAUGUGGAACGUCUGGAAGAGAGCGCCGAGCGGCUGAGCAUGACCUCGAGCCUGGAAGAUGGCCUCAACAAAAUGAAGCAAGAUCAAAAACGCUUGGAGCGGCAGUCCUCGGCGCCCGCGACUCUGGACAACGUCCUUCGGCCCGCGGUCCAGAGACAAUACUCGACAGGUUCAUGGUCUAAUUCAAUCAUUGGCGUGAAUCAAACGGCCAGGUUGGGGGGAUACUCUCCCUCAGGAUAUCAGAUAACAUCUCCGACUGGUUCAAUUCGCUCUGGACCCUAUCCACAGCAGCAGCACGUUGAACGUCACUCCUCCAAGGGCAGUCGUCGCAGCCAUGCUCUGCCGCCCUUGGAAGGCCGGCCGCUGGAUUUGAGCCCGGAUCGUCGUGCCUCUAUCUCCAUUUACCCCGAAGACGAAGUUGCGCCGAAUCCCUUGCGUCGAGCGUCCGACGGGUCGGUGCAGGAGGAGAGGCCGACCACAUCGGCUUCCAACGACACCUAUCACCAAGCGCAGGCUGCCUUCAACGACUUCGAUGGGGUGCAUUACGGCGCCCCGGGGUCCCACGAAUCCGCUGCAUCUAUAUCACGACGUAUAUCUCUCAAUCACCCUCCGCUCGCAAGGGACUCGAAAGCAUACAAAGAACCCCAACCAGGAGAGCGAAUGAUCUACUAUCCCGCGCCAGUUCCAGUCAUGUUGAACCUGCCCCAAAGACUUUCCAAAUUCAACAUCAGCGAACGAGACAAACGUCGACUCCAAGCACUCAGUGGCAUUCCGGACGAUGUGCGCCAGUCGGCUGUUUGGCUUAGAGAGGAAGACACCGCCAAAUUGCAAGGUCAAAACAAUGGACUCAAAUUACCACCCCAGUUGCGAGCCAGCGCUUUCUUCGAACAGCCCAGUGUCACUCAAGACUUACAACUCAAGAAUGGCUCAGCUGUCCAGACGUUGGACAGCAUCUUGGACGCUGCUGCACACGCUCCUGUCUCUGCAUUCACUGACCAUCCUAUUGCCGGCCAUCUGGGAAAGGAAGUGUAUGGUCCCGACGCCUCUCCUCGAAAGAGUAUGCAAUUGGCCGAAGGAAAGACGAAGAAACGUCGAAGUUCUAUCAGUACGAUGCUCAAGACGAGACGAUCGAGCACUGCCCUGUCCAAUUCGGGUUUGCUGCGCUCAAAAUCAAGAGGUUCUCAAAAUCUGGAUGCUGAAGACCAAGCCAGUGGCGAUGAACUGGAUCGAGCGGCGGCGGAGUCCAUAGCACCGGAUGCCGACGAGAUACCCGACGAGGAGGAGGACAAGAUUGUCGCCCCGCCAGGGUUUUCGACUGCGCCCACGACUCUCCUUGCCGAGUUACAAAUGCGUAAGGAACAACAGAAAUUACGCAAUCGUACUGCGGCAGACGCCUUCCCGAAUGGCAUGCACUCGACUCUGCUUGAGCUGGACGCUGUUACUCAGCUUCAACAGAGAGCCCGUAAGACCAAACAUGUCACUUUGGCUUGGGAGGACCGCGACGAAGCGAAUAAACAAAAUUUCGACGAUGAAGAUGUGCCCCUCGGUAUACUAUUCCCGGAAAAGGAUAGAGUCGAGCAUGCAAAUGCUAAUAGACCAAUUGGCCUCCUAGAGAAGCGGGAGUUGGAGGACAACGAGCCUCUGAGUCAACGACGAGCGAGACUGCAAGGCGGGCCGCUCCAAAAUGCAAAGUUUGAGGCUAAGGGACAGGCCGAGGAGGAGAGUCGGCCGCCUUUCAUUGAAGAUGUACCGGGCCUUGCUCAAGAGCCCCUAACAGAAGAUGAGGAGGAGACACUGGCCCAGAGAGCGGCAAGAAUGAAGCUGGAGAAGGAAAAGGGGACUGGAGGCCAAUUUACGGAAGAGUUGACCUCUCAACUAGGCCUCAACCCUACGAAAAACGCACCCACACCAUCGAAGACACCGGAUGCAGAGGAGACAUUGGCACAGAGGCGAAAGAGGUUGAAGGAGGAAGCAUCUGCCAACCCGCAGGCCAGUCAACAAGUCAAACCCAUGCAUAGUCUGGCCAAUUUACUCCAAGCUCAUCCAGUGGGUGCGCCGUCAAAACCAGGGUUGCCUAGGAGCAAUUCGAACCAGGUAUACACCUCGAUGCCAAAUCCCAAUUGGGCUUACCCUCAACAAAACAUGGCCUUUAUUGGGUCUUAUGGGCACCCGAACAACGUUGGAUACGUGAAUGGAGGAUUCGGUGCCCCGUUGCCCACCUACAUGCAACAGACAUAUCCCUACGCGUAUGGCAGCCAGCCAUAUAUACCAGACCCAAUGAUGGGCCCACCUUUGGAUCCCAAACAGCGAGCGCAAAUUGAUCGCUGGCGGCAGAGUAUUGUACAAUGA
This is a messenger RNA of Fonsecaea erecta, 2823 nucleotides long. RefSeq lists its product as hypothetical. The record is from RefSeq and is a predicted model, not a curated record. The coding region runs from base 1 to 2823 and encodes 940 amino acids. Lineage: Eukaryota; Fungi; Ascomycota; Eurotiomycetes; Chaetothyriales; Herpotrichiellaceae. The transcript has a single exon.